Molecule: messenger RNA, 4717 nt
Organism: Lycium barbarum (goji berry)
Lineage: Eukaryota; Viridiplantae; Streptophyta; Magnoliopsida; Solanales; Solanaceae
Product: receptor-like protein Cf-9
Exons: 2
Coding region: 261-3098 (945 amino acids)
Molecular function (GO): protein binding
Source: RefSeq, a predicted model, not a curated record
UUUAGUAAGAAGUGCUUCCCUCUUGGCUUAAUCUACUGACACCAACAAAAUAUUUAGCUUAAACUGAUUCUGUAAUAUUAUAUUUCAAAAUUAAAUUUUUUAAGAUGCUGUAUCUUUCUUUCUAAAUCUUCAAGAAAUUGCCCAUGAUCUUUGGGAAGUCCACUAUUUAAAAUCGCCCUAUAUCAAUAGCUAAGAUUUUUAAUUAGGAACCAACACAGAGCUUAGUUUUCUUAAUUUGUUUUGUAUCUUUUUGACAAAACAUGGACACAAGGCAAUUCUUAAUUCUGUUCUUUUUCUGUUUCUGUCAGUUCUCUUUUUCUUCAUCCAUAUCUCAUCUAUGCUCCAAAGAUGAAAGCAUUUCUCUUCUAAAAUUCAAGAAAAUGUCUACCCUCUUAAAUCUCUCUUAUUAUUCUCAUAUCUGUGAUGAUGAAGGUCAGAAAUCUUAUGCAAAAAUGAGUUCAUGGAACAUGAGCAGAGAUUGCUGCUUAUGGGACGGAGUGAUAUGCGAUGAGAUGACUGGCCAUGUCAUUGAUCUUGACCUCAGUUGCAGCCGUCUUGUAGGGAUUAUUGAUUCCAAUAGCAGCCUAUUCCAACUCUCUCAUCUCCAAAAGCUCAACCUCUCUUAUAAUAACUUCUCCAAUUCUCACAUCUCGCCUGAAUUUGGCAGGUUUAUGAGCUUGACACAUCUUGAUCUUUCUUACUCAUAUAUCUCAGGUCAAAUUCCUUCUGAAAUAUCUCAUCUUUCCAAGUUACAGUCUCUCCGUCUCCCCACAUUUUUUGGAGGUGGUCCUAAAUUGCUGAGACUCGCAGCCCACGAUUUUAAAUUGCUCCUUCAGAAUUUGACCCAAUUACGAGAGCUUGAUCUUAGUGGUGUGAACAUCUCUUCCACCAUUCCUCCAAAUAUCUCUUCUUGUUUAACAACUCUGUGGCUAAUAGAUACAAGCUUGUAUGGGAUAAUACCUCAGAAUAUUUUUCACCAGCCCAACCUGGAAAGUCUUCGGUUAGAAGAGAAUGAUCAACUCAGUGGUUAUUUUCCAAAGACCAAAUGGAACAGCAGUGCGUCUCUCAUAGAGUUAGGUCUUGGUGGCGUAAAUUUUUCUGAUAACUUGCCUGAGUCUCUUGGCUAUCUAACUUCACUACAGUACUUGGCACUUUAUUCGUGCAAUCUUUGGGGGGAAAUUCCUGAAUCUCUUUCGAACCUCACUGGCAUAAAGCAUUUGAUCAUUUCAAAUAACUCCCUGAAUGGAACAAUACCAUCAUGGAUAUUCUCCCAACUUCCAUCACUAAGUACUCUAGACUUGGGUAAUAACAACUUUUCUGGUCAGCUUGAGGAUUUCAAGUACAAUGCACUAGUCUGGAUUGACUUAAGUGACAAUCAGCUGCAAGGCCAUCUUCCCAAGUCAAUAAAAAACCUUGUAAACCUAACAAGGCUUUAUCUCUCUUACAAUAAUUUUAGUGGUCAUGUGGAUGUCAGCUUGUUUUCAGACCUUAAGUAUCUUACGCGUCUUGAUCUUUCAUACAAUCGUAUCUCAUUGACUAAUGAGAAUAAAGUUAAAUCUACUUUGCCCGAGUCUCUCAAAUACUUACAGUUGGCUGCAUGUAAAGUGAAAGAAUUAGAAUUUUUGAGUUCCGCAAAGCAACUUUUGGUGUUGGAUCUUUCAUAUAAUAAGCUUCAAGGAAGAAUUCCUGAUUGGACAUGGUCUAGCUGGAAGUUUUCAUUGAUAAAUCUGAAUAUAUCCCACAAUAUGUUGACAAGUGUGGAUUCAAUUCCUCUUCAAUCUGUAUCUAUUAUUGAUUUGCGGUCCAAUUUGCUUCAAGGUUCAAUACCUAUUCUUCCAGAUUCCAUAAGAGUCUUCUUCAUUUCUAAUAAUAAACUCAGUGGAGAGAUUCCUUUGUCUAUUUGCAAUUUGACGUCACUGCAAAUACUAGAUUUGUCCAGCAACAACUUGCGUGGAGAAAUUCCACAAUGUUUGGGAAAGAUCAGUGGCCUCGAGGUUUUUGAUAUGCACCACAACAAACUCUCUGGGACUCUUCCAACAACCUUUACCAUUAGAACUUCACUUCGAAGCCUCAACUUGCACAACAAUGAACUCGAGGGGAAAAUCCCCCAAUGUUUGGCCAAUUGCAAAGAGUUGCAAGUUCUGGAUUUAGGUGAUAAUCACCUGAACGACACAUUCCCCGUGUGGUUGGGAACUCUGCCCAAAUUGCAAGUUUUAAGCUUGCGAUCAAAUAAACUACAUGGUUCUAUCUGCACUUCAAGGAUUAAAGACAUGUUUCCUGAACUUCGAAUCAUAGAUCUCUCUUACAAUGCCUUCUCGGGAAACUUACCUACAAGUAUGUUUCAACGUUUGAAAGCUAUGAGGAUAAUUAAUCAAACAAUGAAGGCACCAACAUAUCUUGGAGACAGUUAUUACCAUGAUUCGAUUACAGUAGCAACCAAGGGACUAAAGCUUAAACUUGUUAGAAUUUUGUCUGUUUACACCACUAUUGAUCUUUCAAGUAACAAAUUUGAAGGACGUAUUCCAAGUAUUGUGGGAGAACUUAUUGCGCUUCGGGUGCUUAAUUUAUCUCAUAAUAGAUUGCAAGGUCCUAUACCUUCAUCACUUGGAAGUUUAUCUGUAGUCGAAUCAUUCGACCUUUCGUUUAACCAGCUUUCAGGAGAGAUACCACAUCAACUUGCUUCUCUUACAUUUCUUGAAUUCUUAAAUCUCUCCCACAAUCAUCUCCAAGGAUGCAUCCCUCAAGGACCUCAAUUCGCUACAUUUGAGAACAAUUCCUAUGAAGGUAAUAAUGGAUUACGUGGAUUUCCAGUUUCGAAAGGUUGUGGCAAUGAUUGGGUACCAGAGACAAAUAAUACCGGAUCUGCACUGGAUGAUCAAGAAAGCAAUUCUGAAUUUCUGAAAGAUUUUUGGAAAGCUGCUCUUAUGGGCUAUGGAAGUGGACUGUGUAUUGGAUUAUCAAUAGUAUAUUUCAUGAUUUCAACUGGAAAUCUGAAAUGGCUUGAGAGAAUCAUUGAAGAACUGGAACACAAAAUUAUUAUGCGAAGGAGGAAGAAGCAGCGAGGCCAAAGGAAUUACAGAAGAAAUGAUCGCUUCUAGACAAGUUAACUAUCCAGAAAGAUUUGAUUUCAGAACUUCAGAUGUCAAGGAUAAGAAGACGUUGGCGUAACGGAUUGGGUUAUUCCUACGUUCACAUUUAUGCUUUAUUUUGAUAUGUCUCUUUCCUGCGUUUGCAUUUGUUUUUCUCCUUUGUCACUUGGAAAAAAUUGUAUUAAUCUACCUAAGCUAUAUUAGCUUGAUAUAUAUAUAUAUAUUUCAAGUUCAUAUUCUCAACUUUGAAUGUCUCAUUACAUAAUCCUAAAAGGAAGACAAUAGCUCAAGCUAUUUAAUUCAUCAUUUCGAACCAUAUUUGUUUCGCAAACAGAAAUAAGUUUAUAACUCAUUAAGUAAUUGAUCUGUUACAUAGAACAGAACAUAUUACGAAUCAAAACCUGAAUUCUCUUCAUUAUCCCGUCUUCACAGGAGCUAGAUGUGAAGAACCUAAGAGGGACUCCCAUACAAGAGAAAGAAAACGGUGUCGACAAAAGAAAUCACAUCAAAAAAAAAAAAAAAAAAACGAUUUAUCUCUGCAAAUUCCCUCUCUUUUAAUUAUAUCAAAAGAUUUGAGUAUGAGAAUACCUCUGGCAGGUAUAAAGUUCCCAAAAAAAUAAAAACACCCUUCAACAAGGGAAAUAAGUGUGGGGGCUUAACCCGCUCUAAAGUUUCAAAUUAAAAAAAAAAAAAAAAAAAGGGAAAAUGGCUAAAAUUACCCUCGAACUUUGAAAAAUAGUUCAUUCAUAUCAUUCGUUAUAUUUUAGGGUCAAUUAUACCCUUAUGUCUAACGGCUUCCACGUGGCAUCAUCCCAGUCCUUCAAAAUUAUUUUACCCACUAAAAUAACUCAACCCGAUUCGAAUUAUUUUUUUUCCAGCAAAACUAAUACGGAUAAUUUUUCCAGCAAAAAAAAAAAUCGCAUUAAUUUGGCUGGAAAAAAAAAUUGGGACAGGUUGAGUUAUUUUAGUGGAUAAAAAAUUAUUUGAGGGUAAAACAAUUUUGAAGGGUUGAGAUGAUGUCAUGUGACAGCCAUUAGACAUAAAGGUAUAAUUGACUCCAUAGUAUAACAGUAAGGGUAUAAUUGACCCUAAAGUAUAACAAAGGGUAUGAAUAAACUAUUUCCCAAAGUUCAGAGAUAAUUUUGGCCCUUUUCCGUAAAAAAAAAAGAGGAAAAACGCAAACAGUCUUUCCAAAAGAAUCCUCACAUUCACUGCAAAAAGAUUUUCAUCAACAUCUAAUCCUAAAGGAUGCUACAUAUGGUCUGAAUUUAGGCACCACCAGAGCCAUAUUUCUUUCGAUCAUCUGAAACUUAUCAUAUCCAGCCAACAGACCAGCACCAGCAAUGGCACGAAGGAUGUUAAGAAUUAGGACCCUCGUUCUUAAGAAUCUGGGAGAAUGCGUCUAGUGAGAUCUUGUACUUGACAGCUUCACCGGAGAUCAUCAUCAUCAUCCUUCUUCGGACAGUUUCAAUCAGCCACCCAAGAGCAGAGCUAGCAAAGAAACUAUCCCGCAAACAUCCAAAUACAAACGGUCUCAGUAACUCCAGAGAUAACAGCUAAUUUUAUAGCAUUAUAUGUGGUUGAGCAUAAGCAGAUGUAUUUGAUCUUAUAAUAUAAAUCUUUAUCUU